UCGGCCUUAACUAACCUUUGAUAAAAAUCUGGUAAAUGAUGUAGAUUCAUAAAAUAAUAGAAAAUGCCGCCCAUUCGCUCUCUUGUCCCAAUGUUCGCUACGAAAUCGUACAUAAAAUUCUCCACCAUAGCAAAAUGUAUCGUGGACCAUUUUCGUAACGUAUCAUGUCAAAAAUUGCUGUAACUAACUCCGAAGAAAAUACUCUAAAGGACAAAGGUUACAAAUUAGACAAACUCAUCGGGGAAGGUGCUUAUGCUAAGGUGUAUUUAACAACAUUCGACAAGGACGAGCACAAGCAGAGUUUGGCCUGCAAAGUGAUAGAAACGUCGAAGGCUCCCCGAGACUUCGUCACGAAGUUUCUGCCGCGCGAGAUCGACGUUCUCGUCCGCCUGAAUCACCCGCACAUCAUCCACAUACACAGCAUAUAUCAGAGGAAAACGAAGUACUACAUAUUCAUGCGGAACGCCGAGAACGGCGAUCUUCUGACUUAUAUUUUAAAGAGGGGCGCCGUGUCGGAGAACCAGGCGCGCGUGUGGUUCCGGCAGCUGGCGCUGGCGCUGCAGUACCUCCACGAGCUGGAGAUAGCUCACCGGGACAUCAAGUGCGAGAACGUUCUCCUGACGGCCAACUACAACGUCAAAUUGUCCGACUUCGGGUUCUCGCGGUACUGCGUCGACGACGACGAGAGGCGCGUCCUGAGCGAGACGUACUGCGGGUCCAUGUCGUACGCCGCGCCGGAGAUCCUCCGCGGGAAGCCCUACCACCCGAAGCCCACGGAUUUAUGGUCGUUAGGCGUGAUCCUCUUCGUGAUGCUCAACAAGUCGAUGCCGUUCGACAACGCCCGGAUGCGGAAGCUGUACGAGCAGCAGAUGAGGAGGAAGUACCGGUUCCGGUCCCGAGUCGCCGGCGUCGUCUCGUCCGAGUGCAGGACGGUGGUGAGGAACACGCUCGAGCCGGACCCCGGCCUGCGCCACUCCGCCGCGCAGGUUCUUGCCUCCGAUUGGAUCGCUAUGGACAGUAGACUCAAAGGAUUGAACCCAGUGGAAGAGCGAGCGAUUAAAAAAGCUAAAGAAGAGAGAGUAAAAUUCCAGUUGCGUAGCAAACCAAAGAAACAAGGUUCUAUUUUGCCGACGAAAACGCACGAAAGAUAUUCAUCGUUCAGGAUAUUAAAUUCGCAGGAAAAAAAUGUGUUAAAAUUAACAGAAUCUGAACAAUCAACGCUGUGGUCGCGAGGCUAUAAGAUCAUCAAGAAGAUUAACGAGGGAUCAUAUUCCAAGGUGUAUUUGGCAGAAUACAAAAACUCUUUCAAGCGUAAUAAAGCAAAAGUUCUAGCGUGCAAGGUGAUCGACACCAAUGUAGCGCCCAGUGAUUUCGUCGAAAAGUUUCUGCCGCGGGAGAUCAACUUGCUCACUAAGCUGAGCCAUCCACACCUCGUCCCCGCCCACAGCAUAUUCGAGAGGAACAAAAAGUACUUCAUAUUCAUGCGGUACAUGGAACGAGGGGAUCUGCUGGACUACAUCGUCCGGCACGGAGCCGUCCCCGAGCAGCAGGCCCGGGUGUGGACCAGGCAGCUGGCGCUCGCCGUCCAGUACCUGCACGAGCUGGAGGUGGCCCACCGGGAUAUAAAGUGCGAGAACGUCCUCCUCUCGGCCAACUACAACGCGAAGCUGACCGACUUCAGUUUCUCGAGGUCGUGCGUCGAUGGUGACUCGAACCCCGUUUACAGCGACACCUUCUGCGGGUCCGUCUCCUACACCGCCCCGGAGAUCCUGCAGGGGGAGCCCUACUGCCCCAAGCCAACGGACGUUUGGUCUCUGGGAGUCGUCCUGUACGUGAUGCUCAAUCAGGCAAUGCCCUUCGACGGUCAGCGCGUGCGAGCGAUCCUGCGGGCUCAGAUCGACCGAAAUUGGAAGUUCAACCCUUACUUUGAAUUUACCAUAUCGAACCGGUGUAAGAGGAUGGUCACUCUGAUGCUGGAACCGAACCCCAGGUUGAGGAUCACGGCGGAGGAGGUGGCUCGCAGCAAAUGGAUUCUCAUGGAUCCGAGAUUAGUAGAAUGGAACCUCAACGAAACGAUCGCUUAUAACAAAGCUCGGCAGGAAAAGGCGAAUUUUAUAAGAAAAGCACUAAAAGUUCAGCAAACUAUCGAAGCGAAUAUUGGGUCUAAACUGUGAACAGCCGGAAGAAAUGGAAGGAACGGCUACGGCAGGUGUUCAAGUCAGUUCAUAUGGAGGAGGACGGCCGGCAUAACGUAGUGGCGUGCAAGGUGA
Messenger RNA from Aricia agestis (brown argus), 2270 nucleotides. RefSeq names its product testis-specific serine/threonine-protein kinase 1-like. Gene Ontology annotation, biological process: intracellular signal transduction; microtubule cytoskeleton organization; protein phosphorylation. The record is from RefSeq and is a predicted model, not a curated record. NCBI's taxonomy places the organism in Eukaryota, Metazoa, Arthropoda, Insecta, Lepidoptera, Lycaenidae. Gene Ontology annotation, cellular component: cytoplasm. Bases 165 to 2174 code for a protein of 669 amino acids. The transcript has 7 exons. Gene Ontology annotation, molecular function: protein serine/threonine kinase activity; tau-protein kinase activity; ATP binding.